Molecule: messenger RNA, 3387 nt
Organism: Micropterus salmoides (largemouth bass)
Lineage: Eukaryota; Metazoa; Chordata; Actinopteri; Centrarchiformes; Centrarchidae
Product: NACHT, LRR and PYD domains-containing protein 12
Exons: 9
Coding region: 149-2830 (893 amino acids)
Cellular component (GO): cytoplasm
Molecular function (GO): protein binding
Source: RefSeq, a predicted model, not a curated record
GGCAAGCUUGUGUGCGACUGUUGCUGCAUUCCCGCUGUAGGCGUAACCCACCAUUAAAUCAGAAGUCUGUCUGCAGAUACUUUUUUCCCCUUACGACUUUUGCUUUGUUUUGUUUUUUUAACAUCACUGCGUCCAAGUUAUUUACACAAUGGACAAAGACUCAGUGCUGACUCAUAUCCUGAGGUCAAAGGGCAUGUCCACACUUCUUGGUGGAGAGCUGUCAGUCAGUGUGAUAAACAACAAGUACAUAUCCCCACUGACUUCUGAAGCUCAGGUGACGGAUAGUAAUGUAGAAGACAACUCACCCACCCUUGAUCAUGCAAUCCACGCCGCUCUGUCUGGUGAAAUCAAGACUGUGGUACUGGUCGGUCUUGAAGGAUCAGGUAAAACCACUGCUUUGGAGAACCUAGUAGUGGACUGGGCAAAUGGAGAACACCUUCAAAACUUUUCUUAUGUUUUCCAUUUCCAAUUCAGGGAGUUUAAUUCUCUUGAUAACCGGAUGCUCUCCUUGGAGGCGUUAAUGCUACACCAUCACGGUCAUAUCCCUCCUGAGUCCAUGCACCUGGUUCUGCAGAAGCCUGAGGAUGUGUUGUUUGUUUUUGAUGAUCUGGAUCGGUACAAACGCAGCCUGGACCCUUCUGUCCACACCCUCUGCUCUGACCCCAGCCAGGCGGUCUCAGUGUCCUGUUUAGUGGCCAGCUUGCUACAUGGGUCACUGCUGAAAGGAGCUGCCAUCGUGGUGGCAUCCAGGCCGACAGGAUGUCUGAAGUUUCUGAGUGGCACCAGGGUGGAUGUAUUGGGGUUUCUGAGGCCACAAAGAGAGGCCUACUUUAACGGGUUCUUUACUGACCCAACUGCUGCCAACAAAGCAUUUACGCACAUGGAAAAGACUCUAGGCUUUUAUGAUAUCUGUACCACCCCAAGAUUUUGUUGGACAGUCUGUUCUAUAUACAAGUCUCUGAUGGAUGCUGGAGCAAAACUUCCUGAGACGUUAUCUCAGCUGUAUGUAGAUAUCCUGGUCCACCUGAUUCAGACGCUCUCGCUGAACGAGGCCUGCAACAGAGAACUAGUGCUUGCCCUCAGCAAGAUGGCGUCUCAUUGCACCCUUGACCAGCAUUCGAGCUGUACCAAAGAGGAAAUAGAUUCCUUUGGUUUUCAACGGUUUCUCACCACACUUGGUGUUUUCUUGCAAGUAGAUGGUCACCAGUCGGAGGUCUUUUCCUUCCACUCCCAACUGAUGCGGGAGUUCCUCUUGGCCGUGUCUUUCUUUUUGGACACGUCACCGUCUGAGGGCACGGAGAAGAUGGUGGAAAAGCACAAAGGCCGUGCAAAGUUUCUAGAUAUCUUCCUGGCAGGACUCUCAGAGCCAAUUCAGCGCAGACCGCUGGAGACCCUGCUGGGGGAGUGGAACGCUGAUCGCAUCAUGGAUUUCAAAUGCUGGCUUAAAAGCAGCUCAGAGGUGACACUGAAGGGAUGGUACAAAGACCAGCACCACCACUGCUUCCAUCUGCUUCAUCAAGCUCAAAAUGAGAGUUUGGUGAAAGAGAUCAUCACCCCCUCAGCGCGAAUGGGCAUCAGCUAUGGAGACCUCAGCCUCCAGGACUGUGUAGCUUUGAAUUAUGUUAUCACGUGCCUCGGAGGGAUAGAGCAGUUGAAUCUGUAUCGUACAAAGAAUUUGACAGAGGAGGCAGCAGAGAGGCUGGCUCCAACUAUGAGCUUGUCACAUAAGAUCACCUUGUUAGACAGUUUCUUGAGUACUGGGGCUGUCAAUCAUCUGGCUUCAGCUCUCAGCAGAGGACCCACCAAGGAGUUGGAUCUCUCUCACACCGGCCUCGGCGAUGAAAAGUUCAAAAUUCUCUGCGCUGGACUCAGAGACUGCAAGCUGCACAUAUUAAAACUUAAAGUGUGCAGACUGACAGAGGCAAGCUGUGAAGAUCUGGGGUCUGUCCUGACCUCAGGCACCUCUCAGCUGUGUGUGUUAGACAUUACGUUUAAUGAGAUUGGGGACCAGGGCUUUACGAAACUGUGCAAAGCGCUGCAUAGUCCUCACUGCAAACUGCAGGAGCUCCAGCUACAAAGCUGCAUGUUGACUGCUGCAUCCAUGGAGGCUUUAUCAGCAGCUUUGCGCUCUGGCCAAUCACAGUUGAGAAAAGUGAACUUGACACAAAACGCGAUUGGUCAUAGUGGAGUGGAGACUUUGUGUAAAUCCCUGCAACACCCACUUUGUAAACUACAGAGCCUCAAUUUAUUUGAUAGUGAGCUGACAGGUACCUGCUGUGCUCCUUUGAUGGAGGCCUUGAUGUCAGAGCACUGCUCUCUGUCAGAGCUGGACCUGUCAGUGAAUGAUUUGGGCCAGGAGGGGGCACUGCUGCUCUGCCAAGCCCUCAGUCGACUUGGUUGUCCAAUGGAAAAACUCAGCUUGACAAAAUGCGAGUUAACCCACUCGGUCUUCAAGGAACUGGGUUCAGUGCUGAGAAGUGAGGUUACUCGACUUAAGUCUCUGGCUGUAGGUAUCAAUGAAGUAGGAGACCAAGGGGUUAAACAUCUUUGGGAUGCUGUUGCACAUCCAAGCUGCCAAUUGGAGGAACUGAACGUUGAAAUGACCGGUUUGACUGAUGCCUGUGUUGAAGACUUGUGUGCUGCUAUAAGAGCCAGCAAGACUUUAAAGAGCCUGGACCUGAGAAACAACUCACUGACCGAUGCGUCUGUCCCAGCCCUCAUCAAAGUCAUGCAGGGCAGCCACAACAUGCAGGAGAUGAAUCUGAAGUACAACGACUUCAGUGAAGACGUUUUUGACAUGCUGGAAGAGUGUGUUAAGAUAAGAUACUGAAGAGGAUGAAUUCCCCUCAAAGGCCGCAAGAGGAUCACAUGCAGUACUGUCAUGAGUGCUGCCAUGCUGUUGUUAAAGCGGAAACAAUCAGUGGAUAAAUGCAUUUGUCGAUCUGCAGAAAAAUCAUGACAUUGGGGCACAUUCACUUACCUCAGCUUCUUAACUAUGAAAAUGUGCUUUUCUUUUGACUUACACAAAAGUAAAAGAAAUAUCGUUAGGCUUGGACGGUUGGGUCUGACUUUUAAGAACUUGUGAUUGACACUUUUUUUGCUAUUUAUAGGUCAAACGAUGACUCACUAAUGAAAAUAAUCGUCAGUUGCAGCUCUACUCAUCACAGUCAAGUUCAUCAUCCAUAACAUAAUAAAGAUUAUACACAUUCGUCACUGGAUUUGAUACAAUGUUUUAUUAAGAAACCUUUGGUAUAUUAAGAGAGAUAGUUGCCAUUUCGGUUUUUGAAGCUUACAGAGUAAGCAGUAUACUCAGUACGGCAGAUGCAGUGAUUGUUUUUCAGCUGUAAAAUAUAUUACCGACUUUGCUAAUAAAAUGUAUUUACAUGU